Geosmithia morbida is the source of this 1428-nucleotide messenger RNA. RefSeq lists its product as uncharacterized. Gene Ontology annotation, cellular component: mitotic spindle pole body. Gene Ontology annotation, molecular function: GTPase activator activity. Bases 1 to 1428 code for a protein of 475 amino acids. Gene Ontology annotation, biological process: activation of GTPase activity; negative regulation of septation initiation signaling. The record is from RefSeq and is a predicted model, not a curated record. The transcript is spliced from 4 exons. NCBI's taxonomy places the organism in Eukaryota, Fungi, Ascomycota, Sordariomycetes, Hypocreales, Bionectriaceae.
AUGGGGAGUCCAAUACGAGAACAGCCGGUGUCGUCGGUCCCCCAAUCCCUCUACACAGAGCUUCAACCGCCUCCAUCACCACGCACCCACCGCGCCCUCCGUCGCCUCCAAUCCGCCCACGCCCUCGGCGCCGCCCAUCGCGCCUCCGCAGCCGCGGCCGCAGCCAUAGGCGUCUCACCAGGCGCAGGGUCGUCGCUCAUCUCUCAGCAGAGGCUCCAGCAGCAGCAACAGCAGCAGCAUCAGAGCCAACAGAGAAAUGCCGGUCCCGGAGGAGGCGCUGGUGGUGGCUCACCAACCCGCACUGUCGGCGCAGGUACUAGUCGUCAGCGGACGCGUGCCAACAGCGAUGCCACGCCUCCGCUCAUGCACCAGAUGAGCAUGAACUCUCUGGCUGCGCCACCGAGGACUGCGAAACGGACGGGACUGACAAAACCCGUCUUCUCGCAUGGACAUCUACCCCUUGCACAUAUCAUACGCGACGGGCCCGCGGAUGGGGACUACAUUGGUGCUUUGGAGAGUGCGAGGUGGAAGGUUAUCGACGAGGGAGUCAAGAGUGCAGAAGAUGGCAUGUCCACCACGAGAAUCUACGUCUGGCUCAUCCUCCUCGACGCCCCCAUCCUGUCGACGGAUGAUUACCUCUCCCUCGUCCACCGCGGCGCCUCACCAGUCUACUCGAAGAUCCGCAACGACACCUUCCGUACCCUAACCACCGACCCUCUAUUCCGCAGACGCGUCAGCGAGGCCAGCCUCAUCCGCCUCCUCAACGCUGCAGCUUGGAAGCUCCACGACGCCAGGGAGGAGGACCGGCUCGCCUUCCCGCGACCCAUACACCCGGAGAGCAGCAGACCGUCCAUGUCGCGUCUCAGUCUUGCCAGCAACGCAUCUGAGAGUUCCCAGAAGCUAGAACAGGGUGUCUACGUCCAGGGCAUGAACGUUCUGGCAGCACCUUUCCUGUACGCCGCCCGCAGCGAGGCCGAGGCCUUCGUGUCAUUCCACACCCUCCUCACCCGCGAGUGCCCCGGGUACAUCCGCGGUGCCAUGGACGGCGUGCACAGGGGGCUCAGCCUUGUUGACAAGGUCCUCGCCAUUGUCGACCCGAAGCUAGCAAUGUACCUCACCGCCAAGGGCCUGUCCGCCGAGAUCUACGCCUUCCCGUCCGUCCUCACCCUCUGCGCCUGCACGCCUCCCUUGCCAGAGGUGCUGCAGCUCUGGGACUUCCUGUUCGCCUAUGGGCCGCAUCUGAAUAUCGUGUGCAUCGUUGCCCAGCUUACCAUCAUGCGAUCGCAGAUCCUGGAGUCGCCAAGCCCAAACAAAGUCCUCCGGUCUUUCCCUCAGCUCAAUGCCAACCUUGUUAAGAGUGUCACCAUUGGCAUCAUUAAGAAGAUCCCCGAUGAAAUUUACGCCGAGAUUGUCAACCACGCUCUAUGA